Molecule: messenger RNA, 1757 nt
Organism: Babjeviella inositovora NRRL Y-12698
Lineage: Eukaryota; Fungi; Ascomycota; Pichiomycetes; Serinales
Gene: PRP42
Product: mRNA splicing protein
Exons: 1
Coding region: 78-1574 (498 amino acids)
Biological process (GO): mRNA 5'-splice site recognition; RNA processing
Cellular component (GO): U1 snRNP; commitment complex; U2-type prespliceosome
Molecular function (GO): protein binding
Source: RefSeq, a predicted model, not a curated record
AUCAGUUUGUUGGCAAUUAAUUCCUUCCCGAGAGUAUCAUAUUAAGGUCCAACUAAACUCAGACCUCGAUACAUACCAUGACCAAUGAUGUCCCAGACACCAAAUGGGCAGAGAUCUCCUUGUCUCUACUCAAAGAUCCCGACAACUUCAGCAAAUGGGAGAGCUUGAUCAAAGCAUCCGAAGCAAUCAAUGGCGGUAUAUGCAAAAGCUCCUCCGCGGUCGAUAAGAAGCUUUUCCGCAGCGCAUUUGACCAAUUCUUGUUAAAGUUUCCGCUUUUGCACCAGUACUGGAUCAACUACGCCACCUGGGAGUUCAAGCUAGGCCACACAGACCUUGCUGAAAAGGUGUACUCGAGGGCGUUGCAGUUUUCUCCGUACUCCAUCGAGAUUUGGAUCAGCUACUUGAAAUUUAGAAUAACGGUGGACCCCGACUACGACUCCACUAGAGCACUUUUUGAGAAAGCGCGGGUGAAGAUCGGUUACCACUACUUCGGACACGAAUUUUAUGACUUGUACUUGGAGGUUUUGCAGUCAUUCGAUAAACGCAAUGAGUGGGUGUGGUUAUUGCGAAGAGUCAUCGAGCUUCCUCUCUACCACUACGGGAAGUACUUCAAGGAGUUCUUCAAAUUGAUCGAAAACAUACCGAACGACCCGGAAAUCGCGCUCUUGCUCAUCCCCCAGAGUCAAUUACUGAAGUUUAACUUGGAAAAUACGCACGAAACCAGCGCAAAGUUGAAGAAAACCUUCACCGAUGUGUACAUUUCCACCCAGUACGAGGUUUUUGAGAUGUGGCGAUAUGAGCGAGCGAUCAAAAGGCACUACUUCCAUGUAACAUACGUGUCAACGACCGAACUAGAAAGCUGGGAGCUUUACUUAAACUAUAUGGAGUUGAAGGCCGAUCCACACCGCACCGCGCUCACAUACGAACGCUGCUUGAUUGCCACCGCGUUAUACGAAAAGUUCUGGCUCAAAUACGCUUACUACCAACUAAGCUUGGAUCAGGUAGAGACAGCCAAGGAGUUGCUACGCAAGGGGAUCUACUUUACACCAAUGUCUAACGUUGCCCUAAAGUUGAAGUUGGUGGAGUUUGAGAUCUGCCAGGGAAAUUACCUCAGAGCAAGGGAUAUUAUACUUCUGAAUAUGCGAAUGGCACCAGAGCUGCUUCCGCUAUACGUCGCCUUACUCAAUGUAGAGCUGCUAUUGAAGCCUGACGAAGCCCACUUGCUCGAACUAGUCCUGAACAAGGUCAACGGAGACGGAUUUGAUGUUUUGUUCGAGGAAUUAAUGUCCUAUGACGUGAAAUAUCAAACCAUGGAAGCGUUCUUCGCAAAGUACAAAGAUACCAAGACGUCGAUCCGCUUCUGGAAAAGCUACUUGCUAUUCCAGAUUCGCAACCAGGCUGUACAUGGCAUCAAAAACACCACUAUCUUGGAGCUUAUGCGCCAAGCCUUGGUGAAAGUGGAGGGAAAGACGGAUAGGAAUAUGUUGAUCAAGCUUUGGCGCGACUACUUACUUGAAAAUAGUGGUUUGGAUGAAUACUACAAGUCUGAGUUAGAUGUGUUUAUUCAAGAAUGAUAGAAUGGUCAUUAGGAGACAUCGGUUAUAUUGGCUGGGUUUUUGUUACUGGAUACGGACCUCUAGUUUGGGAACGCUAAGUGGAUUGACUGUCUCUGAUAACUGUCCAAACGGGAUAGCGUAGAUUUGGUGGAAAUUCAGGUUUUCACUUUUCAUUAUAAACACACAUUUGUUGUCUCGGUC